AUGUCAGAAAAAGAUCAUUCAAUUUCUUUUAAUGAAAAUGACAAAAUUUCCUCGGGUAAAUCUAUAACUAGCUCUACAAAGAAAGAUUCUUUUUUUUUCGGUAAUCAAACAGUAAUCAGUCCAGAUGGUCAACAAAUUAUCACUUUUGAUCCAGAAACGAGCGGAAUCAAGUUAUAUGGAAUUAAUAAUCUAAGUAAUCCGAUUGGUGGAUUUAAAAGUGAUUUUAAACACCCUUGUUGGUCUUUAGCAAUAUCUAAUUGUGUAAACGAUGACGAAAGUCUUAUCGCUUUAUCUUGUUUCGAUAGAAGAACAUUCGAAAUUCAUGAAAAUAAAAUAGAAUCUAGUGGUGGUAGUGUUAACGAACGUGACUUAGAAUUUAGUGGAGCUAAUAUCCAAUAUGAUGAUCCACAAACAUGGAUUAAGCGAUUCAAACCAUUCGAACAACGUGAACAAUUUGAACAAUUUAAAUUACCCCACCAACUUUCAAAACAACUUUCAAAGAGUCAUUCACUUGAUAAAUGGCAAAAAUCAUUUAAACUCUUACACAAAACUAUUAUUAAAAACUAUUUUAUGGUAUAUUCUUUUGAAAAUCGACAACAAAUCAUUGAAAUGUAUAGUUUAAUCGCUGGUGAUCUAGAGAUGUUAUUUAAACGACAUAAAGCUCCCGACAUAAUUCGAGAUUCUCCAAUCUUUGCCAUCUCUCAAAAUGAAAAAUGUUGGCAUUUUGUCGAAAUAACUACUAAACAACUAGAAGGUCAAAUAAGAAUUUAUAAAAUUCUGGAUAUAAAUUUUAUUGAUGCUGAUAAUAAACUUUUAAUAGUUCUUGAAGAAAAAGAAGAUCGACAACGUAAAAAUUCUAGGAAUCAUCAAAUAUUUGUAGUAUGGGAUUUAUUUACCACCUUUAAAAAUUAUAUACGUCAAACUGACUAUCCCAAAACCAAGAAACCCCUAAAAAUGGAUCUCACAUAUAGAUUAAUGAAUUCUCAUGGGGAGGUGUUUGCGAUUAGAGACAGUGAAGACAAUCCAAAUGAAGAUGUGGAUUCAAUUAGAGAUUCUUCAGUGAAGGCAAUAACAGAAAUUGACAUUCCUACGAAUGGCGUCGAUCGUGUAAUUUAUACAGUAGAUGGGAAAAUAUGUGAUCAAAUGGAUCAAAUGAUUAUAAAUAAAGUUGAACCAUGGCAUCUAAACAAAAAUUAUUUUCGAAUAUCAGUUUUCUUGGAUUCUGCCAAAAGUACUCAACUUAUUAUAUCGCAUAACACUAUACAAGUAUGGAAAUUGAAAUAUCGUAGUAAUUAUAAAGAACGAAUAUUAGAAUACAUUUCGGCUCGAAAUAAAGAGAUGAAAGUUCAAAAACUAAGAGUUGGAGAACGAGAAUUUGAGUUAAGAGUUUCUGUGCCUUCUAAAGAACUUCACACAGCAAAAAUAAUGACGAUACACUGGCCAAAUAAUGUAAAUGUUCUUGAAGCGGCAUGUCGAUCACUUUUUGUAUUAGGAAAGAAAAAGCAUGAACAUUCCAUAACCAGUUUCGCGGAUGUCAAUCGAAUGAAAUAUUUGGUUGAAUGUACACAAAAAUUAAUACGAAGAUAUAUUACGAAAUAUGGAAUAUUUAGAUUAACAAGUAUUAGAUAUCCAAUUAUGAAAUAUCUUAUUAAAAGUGAUCAAGAAAGUUUAAUAAGACAUAUUUUAAAAAAGAAAAUUGAUAAAAAAAAUAGUAAUAUAUAUAUUCCGAGUUUAUGUAAAUGGAAGGUCUAUGAAGAUAAAAAAAGUUCAACGACCGAAAGAUCAAAGUCAGAUUUGCAUCAUGCUAUUAAAUGUACUCAAGAAAGAGGAGAUUCUACAGUAAUUUUAAAAUAUUUGAUAGAUUAUUAUGCUGAUAAUACUAAAGAAUAUAAUAAUCAUGGUUGGAUGUUCACUGUAAGCAAAGCAAUACCUUUAUUAUAUGAUAAUAAUUUAAGUGAAUUUGUUCGAUAUUUGUUCAAAAAACCAUGUUUUGGGAUUACUGAAGCUUAUACCCCACCAUUACAUAUUACUCCUUAUGAUAAAAAAAGAGGAAAUAACACAUCGGUGAUGCAUUCUUUGGUAGUAAAACCCCGUCUUGCAUCAAAUUUCUAUCAUACUCUAUGGUUUUUCUUAAAAGACCCAUUUACAAGUGUUUUAAACUUAUAUUAUUGGUUUCAAACUUCAAGUAAUGAUCGUAAAGUUUAUAUAGCUCCAUUAUUUGAUUUUACAGCAAAUCCCAAAGAUCCCAACCUCAUUCUUUGGGUUCUAUAUACAAUUUUUUGGCCGCGUAGAAAAGUUAUUAAUAAACCUGAAGAAAUGAAUCCUUUCCUUCGUGUUAUUUAUGAAGAGAACGGUUGUGAAAUCUAUCAGACACCUACAAUUUUGGCAUUCUUAGAUCUUAAAUGGCCAGCUGCCCGUCGAUAUUUUAUUCCGUCUACAGCUUUAGUUACGUGGACUCAAUUGGUAGGCCUAUUUUGUCCAGGACGUUUUAUUUAUAUAAUUAGAAGUAUUAUGAGAAUUAUUUGGCCAUUCUUGGUGGUCAUGUUCAUUCUUCUUAAUCAUGGGAAUGACUUACAAAUUCCUACUUAUAAAAUUAAUGACACUUCGAAUUCAAACUUGUACUCAAAUAUAACAAUUUAUCAGAAUGUUGAUAAAUCUUCCCGACCUGAUAAUUAUUAUUCACAUUUCCUCACAUCGAUAGAAGCCGUAUUAUUUUGGACAAAUGGACGAUGGGAUCAAUUAGACAAUGGGACAGUUACGCUUGAUGAAUUUGAUGGAGCAAAUAAAAAAAGCCGUGCGGAAACUUUUAGAAGUCGCGCUAAAAUUAUUGCUAAAUAUGAAUUAAAAGUUGUUACUUCUAAAUCAAGCAAAAAAUUAUUAAAGGAUGUUAAUUGUAAUAAAAUAAGUAAUGAACCUUUAUACGAAAAUCCAGGUCCUACAAAUGUUGAUGAAAAAUUUAAAAACCUGGAAAAUAAAUUUGAAAAAAAAUUUAAUAACCUGGAAAAUGAAUUUAACAAAUUUACAAAGAAAUUUGACGAAAAUUUAGAAACUAUAUUGAAAACUUUAAACAAUCUAAAUAAUCCCAAAUAG
This is a messenger RNA of Diversispora eburnea, 3090 nucleotides long. NCBI's taxonomy places the organism in Eukaryota, Fungi, Glomeromycota, Glomeromycetes, Diversisporales, Diversisporaceae. The record is from the annotation of a GenBank genome assembly.